Molecule: messenger RNA, 2474 nt
Organism: Formica exsecta
Lineage: Eukaryota; Metazoa; Arthropoda; Insecta; Hymenoptera; Formicidae
Product: dentin sialophosphoprotein-like
Exons: 2
Coding region: 238-2430 (730 amino acids)
Source: RefSeq, a predicted model, not a curated record
GUAAGAUAUGACAAGUUCCCACAAACUGCAGCAAAAGUGUAGUAAAAAAUAAAUGUCUAAAAAUCUUACGUAAGUUGUUGUCAGUGUCAAGCGAUAGAAAUCCGUGAGUUCAUAUGACGGUAUUCUUUGUGGAAUUACAAAGCAUGGAGAUUGAUAACGCAAAGAUAUAAAUGCGUUCGUCUAUCAUCAGACGUGCAGUUUGAUUUGAACACACGGGUUCACAAUUAGUCUCGCACGAUGCGCAUCUUACUUUUUACGAUUCUGUGCCUUUCCACGGCCGCUUGUAUAGCGGCAGAGAUCAAUUUCGUCAAAGGUCAACGUCAGGAAGGCGAUCAUGUUAUCGCUAAUAGAACCAUCUUCAAACCUGCAAUUCCCUGGAGAAUGGUAGCCACAAUCGGUAUUUCAACUCGAUUACACAAUGAAGUUAUCAACCGCGUUGAAAUCAGUAGUGUAUUAGGCAAAGAGAUCAAAUACGUAGUGAUAAAAGGUGGCAUCGGCAAACAGUAUCUAAUAGUAAAGGCUAUUGGAAAAUUUGGAGAAGGAUUAUAUUUACAACUGGAAGGUUUCGCCAUACGUGUUUCCAACACAUCCAAAGAUGAAAGUAGUAACACGUCCGACGAUAAAAGCAGCAACAGCUCCGACGACAAAAGCAGCAACGGCUCCGACGAUAAAAGCAGCAGCACAUCCGAUGAUGAAAAUAGUAAGUCAUCCAAUGAUAGCAGCAACAGCGCAUCCGACGAUAAAAACAGCAGCGCAUCCGGCGAUAAAAACAGCAGCACGUCCGACAAUAAAAACAGCAGUACAUCCGACGACGAAAGCAACAACACAUCUGAAGAUAGAAGCAGCAACACAUCCGAUGAUGAAAGCAGCAAAACCUCCGAUGAUAGAAGCAGUAGCGCGUCUGACGAUAAAAACAGCAGCACAUCCGACAAUGAAAACGGCAGCAAUAAUAGAAGCGACAAUACAUCUGAUGGUGGAAGCAAAAAUACACCUGACAAUGGAAGCAGUACCACUUCCGAUAGUGAAAGCAGCAGCAGGCCUAACAGUGCAAGCAGCAGCGCUCCCAAUGGUGGAAGCAGCAGCAUGCCUAAUGAUGGAAGCAGCAGCGCACCCGAUGAUGGAAGCAGCAGCGCACCCAAUGGUGGAAGCAGCAGCGCACCCGAUAGUGCAAGCAGCAGCGCUCCUGAUGGCGGAAGUAGCAGCGCACCCAAUGGUGGAAGUAGCAGCGCUCCUGAUGGUGGAAGCAGCAGCGCACCCAAUGAUGGAAGCAGCAGCGCACCCGACAGUGGAAGCAGCAGCGCACCCAGUGAUGGAAGUAGCAGCGCACCCAAUGAUGAAAGCAGCAGCGCACCCAAUGGUGGAAGCAGCAGCGCAUCCGAUAGUGCAAGUAGCAGCGCUCCUGAUGGCGGAAAUAGCAGCGCACCCAAUGGUGGAAGUAGCAACGCUCCUGAUGGUGGAAGCAGCAGCGCAUCCAAUGAUGGAAGCAGCAGCGCAUCCGAUGGUGGAAGCAGCAGCGCACCCAGUGAUGGAAGUAGUAGCGCACCCGAUAGUGCAAGCAGCAGCGCACCUGUUGAUGGAAGCAGCAGCGAACCCAUUGAUGGAAACAGCAGUGCACCCGAUGGUGGAAGCAGCAGUGCACCCAAUGAUGGAAGUAGCAGCGCUCCUGAUGGUAAAAGCAGCAGCGCACCCAAUGAUGGAAGCAGCAGCGCACCCGAUGGUGCAACCAGCAGCGGACCCAAUGGUGGAAGCAGCAGCGCUCCUGAUGGAAGCAGCAACGCGCCUGAUGGUGCAAGCAGCAGCGGACCCAAUGAUGGAAGCAGCAGCGCUCCUGAUGACGGAAGCAGCAGCGCACCUAAUGGUGGAAGCAGCAACGCUCCUGAUGGUGGAAGCAGCAACGCACCCAAUGGUGGAAGUAGCAGCGCUCCUGAUGGUGCAAGCAGCAGCGCAUCCAAUGGUGGAAGCAGCAGCGCACCCGAUAGUGGAAGCAGCAGCGCACCCAGUGAUGGAAGCAGCAGCGCACCCGUUGAUGGAAGUAGCAGCGCACCCGAUGGUGCAACCAGCAGCGGACCCAAUGGUGGAAGCAGCAGCGCUUCUGAUGGAAGCAGCAGCAUAUCCGAUGGUGGAAGCAGCAGCGCACCCGUUGAUGGAAGCAGUAGCGGACCCAAUGAUGGAAGCAGCAGCGCAUCCGAUGAUGGAAACAGCAGUGCACCCGAUGGUGGAAGCAGCAGUGCACCCGAUGGUGGAAGCAGCAGCGCACCCAAUGAUGGAAGUAGUAGCGCACUUGACAAUGGAAACAACACUACUCCCAAUAGUGGAAGCAAUAGCACCGACGGUGCAAACAGUAAUGUACCUAACGAUGAAAGCAGUAGCACAUCUACUAAUAGUAAUACCGAUAAUAGCAAUAAUACAGGCAACGACAAAAAUGCAUAAAAGUUUAUUUAUUAUAUAAAAUAAUGAUUAAUUUUUCAAAACUA